AUGGACGUUGACGACGACGAGGAUUUCUACUCUCCUGAGCCUACAGAGGCGACGGAAAAGGUGACAAAGACGGAAGCUUCAGCGUCGCCGACACCAGUUCCCAAGGAGGAGCCGAAGACGGAGCUGGAGGAAGGCGAGGAGGAAGAUGAAGGUGGUGCGAUGGAUGAGGACGACAGUGAUUCAGAUAUCGACAUCAUCACGGAGCGCAAAGACGGCACAAAAGCUGCCCCACCAACACAAUCGAGGUACAGCGACAUUCGCAACAUCCCUCAAAGGACCGCUUCUAGCGACAUCGCCGUCAAACCAGCAGCCCCGGCUGCGCCCUCGUCCAAGUCCCCCGCACCCAAGUUCGAGUCUCCUGCAGUCGCCCUGGCUGUGCCCAGUGCCGACAAGGUCGCCGCCGCCGCAUCAAGUUCGAAGAUUGACGUCAACGGCAAUCCCAUCCAUGCAGGCUCGGGCAAGCACAUCACGGCAGUCAACAUUGACGAGGACCUCGGCGAUAACGAAAAGCCAUGGCGUAAGCCUGGUACCGACAUCAGCGACUACUUCAACUAUGGCUUCGAUGAGUUCACGUGGGCAUUAUAUGCUGCCAAGCAGGAGGCCAUCCGCGGCGAGUUUAGCGGCGACCUCAUGAUGGCGGGCAACAACAAGAUGAUGGAAGACUUCAGCAAGAUGAUGAUGAUGGGAGGCGGUAUGAACAUGCCCGGCGGCGCGCAAGGUGCGCAGGGCCAGGCUGGUAUGGCCGGCAUGGGCGGCAUGGACGGCAUGCCGCCUGAGAUGCAGCAGAUGAUGCAGCAGAUGAUGAGCUCUGGCAUGGAUCCCAGCCAGAUGGACCCCGCAGCCAUGUCGGCCAUGUUUUCUGGCAUGCAGGGCCAAGCUGGUAACGCCAGCGUUCCGGGCGCACAGGGACAGAACUUUGGGCAGGGUUUCGGAGGCAACCAGGGCCAAUUUGGCGGGUUUGACCAGCAGGGUGGCAUGGGCGGUGUCAACCGUGGCGGCUUUGGUGGCCGGGGUCGAGGUCGGAGGUGGUGA
Verticillium dahliae VdLs.17 is the source of this 1032-nucleotide messenger RNA. RefSeq names its product pre-mRNA polyadenylation factor FIP1. The record is from RefSeq and is a predicted model, not a curated record. Gene Ontology annotation, molecular function: RNA binding. Gene Ontology annotation, cellular component: mRNA cleavage and polyadenylation specificity factor complex. Bases 1 to 1032 code for a protein of 343 amino acids. NCBI's taxonomy places the organism in Eukaryota, Fungi, Ascomycota, Sordariomycetes, Glomerellales, Plectosphaerellaceae. The transcript has 4 exons.